Messenger RNA from Anolis sagrei ordinatus, 4070 nucleotides. It is a transcript of the gene TMEM151A, whose product is annotated as transmembrane protein 151A. The record is from RefSeq and is a predicted model, not a curated record. NCBI's taxonomy places the organism in Eukaryota, Metazoa, Chordata, Lepidosauria, Squamata, Anolidae.
CAGCCCGAGCCAGGCAGGGAGGGAGGCGUCGCUGGGCGGGUGGCUGUCUUUCGGCGGGCGGCGUCCCUCCCUCGUGUUGGGGGUCCCCACGAUGCGCGGGGCCCCAGGCGGGAGCCAUGUCUCGCGCGGGGGACGAGGAGGAUCCGCCCCAGCCUCCCGGGGCCGGGGAGCUGCCCACGCUCACGCCGGCAGGGGGGCCGCCUCGGGAGGAGCAGCGUCCACUCAAGCAGUCCCUCAGCAGCUCUCUCUGCCGUGAGUCCCACUGGAAAUGCCUCUUCCUCACCCUGUUGAUGUUUGGCUGCUUUGGCGUCAUGGCUUGGUGCCGCCUCUCGACAGUGACCCGCCUGAAUUACGACAGCUCCUACCAAGGGACCUCGGUGGUCUACCACGACAGCCCCUGCUCCAACGGCUACAUCUACAUCCCACUGGCUUUCCUGGGCAUGCUCUAUGUGGUCUACCUUGUGGAGUGCUGGCACCGCUUCGCCAAGGGGCAGAUGCAGUACCGCGUGGACACGGCCAGUGUGUACGAGAAGGUCCAGCGCAUGCAGCAGGCCACCCCGUGCAUCUGGUGGAAGGCCAUCAGCUACCACUACAUUCGCCGCACCCGGCAGGUCACCCGCUACCGCAACGGGGAUGCCUACACCACCACCCAGGUCUACCACGAGCGGGUCAAUACCCACGUGGCCGAGACAGAGUUUGACUACUCUGGCCACGGGGUUAAGGACGUCUCCAAGGAGCUGCUGGGCCUUUCAGAUUACCCUGUCACCAAGCUCCGCUUCACCAAGUGCUUCAGCUUCGCCACCGGAGAGGCGGAGGCGGCUUACCUGACCCAGCGGGCCCGCUUCUUUGGUGAGAACGAGGGCCUGGAUGACUACAUGGAGGCCCGCGAGGGGAUGCACCUCAAGAACGUGGACUUUAAGGAGCACAUGCUGGUCUUCCCUGACCCGGGGCGCCCCCCUUGGUACACGCGGCGCUGGGUCUUCUGGCUGGCCUCCUUCCUCCUGCUCUCCUGGCCACUCCGGGUGCUGGCCGAGUACCGCAUGGCCAACGUCCACUACCAUGUCGAGAAACUCUUUGGGGCGGAUGAUGGUCCUAGCCCACUGGACACCUCGGGGGCGUAUGGCCGGCGCAUCUCUCGGGUCAACACUGUGGACAUGACUGAGCUGGAAUGGCACAUCCGGUCCAACCAGCAGCUGGUGCCGAGCUACUCCGAGGCCAUCCUUAUGGACUCGUCCCUUGUCGCCGGCACGGCCUACCUCCGCAGCUGCCAACGUUGCCGCCGGACUGUCAGCAGCAACUCCCUGCCUUCCCGAGGCACCCGGGCCCUCUACGCCCGCCUGCCGUUCAGCUGCAGCCGCUUCUCGCUAGGUGGCACGCGCCGGUGCGGGGGAAUCCUCCGCAGUUUGAGUGGCAGCCACGUCGGCAGCAGCAUCGAGACCGAGCCGCUGGAGAGUCCUCCCUGCUACCAAGACGCCCUGUACUUUCCGGUCCUCAUUGUGCACGGAGGGGAGGGCUGCCAUCGCAACGGGCAGAGGCCAGGCCCGGCGGAGAGGGCUUCGGGGACCCCGCUGUGAUCCGAGGCAGACAUGUUGACGCUGAGCCCCAUUGGAGAAAAAUAGAACAGGGACACGCAGGAUACCACCCUUUCUCUGCUGACCCGUUUCCUUGGCCGAAAAGCCCCCGAAAGUGGGCUCUGUCUUUGGUUGAGACCUCCCACCUGUUGACGUCCCCCAUCCCCAAGGAGUCUCUGGAAAAAUGCAAAGAAUGGUCCUGAUUGUCAACAUUACAGUAGAGUCUCGCUUAUCCGACAUCAACAGGCCAUUGCAUAAGUGGAAAUGUUGGAUAAUAGGGAGGGAUCAAGGAAAAGUCUAUUAGGGGUGGUGAGGUGCCGUGGCGCAAGGGUUGAGUGCAGCAGGUUCACCAAAGUCCGUGUACCUAGCACGCACCAGUUAGGUCCCGUCUCUCCUGGCGGGCGCUUGGUGCAUGUAGCUGUUAGAGAGAGCAGGGGCCGACACUCUCCCUUCCUUCUGGGGCCUCCCUUCCCCGCCCCCCUACCCCGCUCUCUCCCUCCCUCGCUCGCUCUGGGCUCUGUCUUUGGUUGAGUCCUCCCACCUGUCGACGUUCCCCAUUCCCAAGGAUUCUCUGGAAAAAUGCAAAGAAUGGUCCUGAUUGUCAACAUUACAGUAGAGUCUCGCUUAUCCGACAUCAACAGGCCAUUGCAUAAGUGGAAAUGUUGGAUAAUAGGGAGGGAUCAAGGAAAAGUCUAUUAGGGGUGGUGAGGUGCCGUGGCGCAAGGGUUGAGUGCAGGUUCACCAAAGUCCGUGUACCUAGCCGGCACCAGUUAGGUCCCGUCCCUCCUGGCGGGCGCUUGGUGCAUGUAGCUGUUAGAGAGAGCAGGGGCCGACACUCUCCCUUCCUUCUGGGGCCUCCCUUCCCCGCCCCCCUUCCCCGCUCUCUCCCUCCCUCGCUCUCACUGGGCCAGGUCCCGGCAGCAAAGACAGUGGUGGCAAAACCAGGAACCCGGCAUCCGUCGGAAGAGGAAAGAUGCAGCCAGCACUGUCGUACAUCCGUGCCCGGUGGACCCGCUGCGCUCAAUUUUUGUGCAGCGGUGCUUUUCUGGUCGCCAAUUUAUGCGUGCUUUUUAGGGACGUCGGAUAAUACAGACUGUCGGAUGAGUGAAGGUCGGAUAAGCAAGACUCUACUGUACCUUGUUUUGCACAAUUUGUUGCUUUGGAAAGGCUUUCGAGAUGGAGGAAAGGAGAGAAAGAGCGUGAUAGGUUUCUCAGAAAAUAUUUUGAGACUAGGUGGAGGAAAGCGGGGAAUGUUGCAAGGAAAACAGAGGGUCUUUAGGGGCAUUGGAUAAUACAGACUGUCGGAUGAGUGAAGGUUGGAUAAGCAAGACUCUACCUUGUUUUGCACAAUUUGUUGCUUUGGAAAGGCUUCCGAGAUGGAGGAAAGGAGAGAAAGAGCGUGAUAGGUUUCUCAGAAAAUAUUUUGAGACUAGAUGGAGGAAAGCGGGCAAUGUUGCAAGGAAAACAGAGGGUCUUUAGGGGCAUUGGAUAAUACAGACUGUCGGAUGAGUAAAGUUGUCGGAUAAGCAAGACUCUACUGUACCUUGUUUUGCACAAUUUGUUGCUUUGGAAAGGCUUCCGAGAUGGAGGAAAGGAGAGAAAGAGCGUGAUAGGUUUCUCAGAAAAUAUUUUGAGACUAGAUGGAGGAAAGCGGGGAAUGUUGCAAGGAAAACAGAGGGUCUUUAGGGGCAUCGGAUAAUACAGACUGUCGGAUGAGCGAAGGUCGGAUAAGCAAGACUACUGUACCUUGUUUUGCACAAUUUGUUGCUUUGGAAAGGCUUUCGAGAUGGAGGAAAGGAGAGAAAGAGCGUGAUAGGUUUCUCAGAAAAUAUUUUGAGACUAGGUGGAGGAAAGCGGGGAAUGUUGCAAGGAAAACAGAGGGUCAAAAGGAGCAGUGCGGGAAUCGACACUUCCUCGUUGCUUAGGAGGUUGACACCGUUCUUUGGAGAGAUCUGUUUUCGUAGUGAUGUUCCACCCAUCCACAAUCACGAGGGCUAAACUCAUGCUUAGAACAUCAAAUCCUGGGCUCUGCUUGAAGCUUGUGGGUGUGGGAGACCUGCUCAUUGGCUUUAGAGGCAAGGGAGGAGAGAGAGGACGUGAAGGAUGUAUUGUCAAACGCUUUCAUGGCCGGAAUCACUGCGUUGUUGUAGGUUUUUUCGGGCUAUAUGGCCAUGGUCUGGAGGCAUUUUCUCCUGAUGUUUCGCCUCCAUCUGUGGCAAGCAUCCUCAGAGGUAGUGAGGUCUGUUGGAACUAGGAAAAUGGGUUUAUAUAUCUGUGGAAUGACCAGGGUGGGGCAAAGGACUCUUGUCUGUUGGAGCUAGGUGUGAAUGUUUCAACUGACCACCUUGAUUAGCAUUUAUUAUUAUUUAUUAUUAACUUUAUUUGUACCCCGCUACCAUCUCCCCAAGGGACUCGGUGCGGCUUACAUGAGGCCGAAACACAAUAACAAAAGCAAAUAAAUGUGAUGGCCUGGCAGUGCCUGGGGCAAUCUUUUGUUGA